Macroventuria anomochaeta is the source of this 1214-nucleotide messenger RNA. RefSeq lists its product as uncharacterized. The record is from RefSeq and is a predicted model, not a curated record. The coding region runs from base 194 to 1078 and encodes 294 amino acids. NCBI's taxonomy places the organism in Eukaryota, Fungi, Ascomycota, Dothideomycetes, Pleosporales, Didymellaceae. The transcript is spliced from 2 exons.
UGCACUUGCUGUCCGUGCGAGGACCCUGUGUCGGAGCGCCAAUACAUCAACCAUCUUCUCGCCCUCCCCUGCUUCUCCUGACGCACACUGCAACCAACCACCUUGCUACGCACACACGACGAAUCUUGAGGCCAUUGCCUGCUACAUUGAAAAAAGUUAACAACACGACCAAUCCGAAACUCCCGCCGACACCAUGUCUUCUGGCAGCAACUCACCACCACAUGCUUCUCCGGGCCCUACGGACCGCCGACGUGCCUCGAUCACUGGACAGACAUUCCAGGAUCUAUUCGGCCGAUCAGGCAGCUACUCGGGACAGCAGGGCAGCCGACCAGGAAUGUCGGGCCCUAUCACCACAGCUGCUGUGAAUGCUCAGCAGCGACGCCUUUCGCUCACAACUAUUGGUCUGUCGGCAUCACCGGGUCAGACAUCACCUUUCCUCACCAACCCCCGCACACGAACCGAGAGCCUGUCUAGCGUGAAUUCUGGCUCAGUAGAUGAAAGUCCCUUCGAGGAAGACUACGCCCCUACAGCAUCUGCUCCUGGCAGCAACCCAGCUACCCCCUUCGCACGACGGCUCAGCUUCGGUGCACGAGCACUGCGGGAUGUUAGGCAGGGUAGUGGUAGUGUUGGAAACCCAAAUGGUAGACCUUCCACCCAUAAAGCCUCUCCCCCGACUGGUGGUCGAGGACGAGGUCUGUCUUCAUUGUCGAAUUCUCUGCCCACUUCAGCACCCUUCCUACACUCUUCAUCGCCUCCUAGUCACUCCUCGAGGCGUUCUAUAUCUAUAUCCUCUGUUUGGCCGCAUACUAUCGCAGAGAAUGUCGAAGACUAUCCCGAGUAUGAAAACUCGCUGACAUGGUCAUCCACAGGCGAAGGCUACAACUUCGCGGAGAACCUCCGCUCCCGGGCCGAGCGUGGCUCUAUCUCGGGCCCACCUCCGAUGCUGAGCGUCCCAUCCCACCAACGUGCGAAGAGCGUUGCCGUCAUGGAGCCUCCCAUCCGCGAGAUGCCGAAGCAGCCCAAGCAGCCUGACGCUAUGCAGGAGCGAAUCCUGAAGGGUGACUUCUACAUGGAUUAGGCUGCCUAGAGUUGCCAAUAACAUCAUCUGCGGUAUAUUGAAAAUCAGCCGCGCCUACCACGCAGAUUGCAAUGGCUGAAAUCCGCAGAACCAUAUACAAAGCAAGUCUGUCUACAAGACUAUCACGAAGAUCACA